Molecule: messenger RNA, 1697 nt
Organism: Purpureocillium takamizusanense
Lineage: Eukaryota; Fungi; Ascomycota; Sordariomycetes; Hypocreales; Ophiocordycipitaceae
Exons: 1
Coding region: 570-1370 (266 amino acids)
Source: RefSeq, a predicted model, not a curated record
CACACACAAUGGCCAAGCCUGUAAUUGAACAUCGUCCGACGCCAGUGCGAUCGGUCGAGGGGGUCGGGAAAAUUACACUUGUAGUUUAGUUACAUGCUCCCCAUUGACGGGCUGGCUAGAGCUAUCUCGCCGGCGUGAGGACGUUCGUCGCCCGCUCUCGCCAUUCCGCGCGUUGCGUGCGUCCUUUCAUGGCGUCAUGAUUUGAACUUUCUUCGAAGCCCCAGCAUCCAUACUCACCGUACGCACGCACGCACGCACUGGCAGAUUUCAUGAAUUGCCACCACGCUACGGCAUUCUCUACAACUCACUCCAAUUAACUGCGCAUUUCGCCAUUCCACUUCGUGCUUCUGCCCCCAAUUCCCUGCCUUUUGAUUCCGUAUACAACUUACACUUAUCCAUUGCGCAUCUGCAGCAAGGGUCCGAUCGUCAGCCCCGCCAUAUCAUUCGGAGGACCUCCCUCUGUGCUCCUUUGGCAGAACUGCUUGAUAGUAGUAGCAGGAGGAGGAAUAGGAGGAGAAGGAGGAAGGGGAGCUGAAAAGCCUCCUUCAAGCCAACAAACUUGAAGCUGAAUGAGCACAGCCCUACGCGGAUCCCCCUCAAGGAACCAACCCAACAACUUCCGAUUACAUUCCUCCCUCAGAGCGAACUCGUUGCAGCAGGCACAUACGAGACGAUAUCACAAGCGGCGGACCCCCGAGUUUCGACGAUCCGUGUGUCUCUCCCAUCAACAGCUUUUCUGCGCAUACAACGUCACACGCGAGGCCAUAGCAAGGCAAAGAAAAACAUCCCAGCCCAGCAUGUGCUUCCACUUUGUCUCCUGGAACGCCUGCCCCGUCUGCUCCACCACCUUCAACCGCCGGCGCAACCUCGUCCCCUGCUGGAACGGCGACAUUGCCUCUCCGCUAUCCUCCUCAACCUCUUCAUCCUCAACCUCUUCAUCCUCCCCCUCGACCUCCACAUCAUCAUCCUCAUUCCCCUCCUGUCCAUCGUCCCUACGCCGCCCCCGCGCCGCCAUCCACCUCCUCCGCCACCACGGCCUCCGCUGCCGCAGCGGCCACUACUCCGAGUCCGACUCCGAGACGUACACCGACCGCCCCUGCGGCGCGUGCGCCGCCCGCAUCGCUUGGAACAAUACCCGCGGCAUCGGCCGGGGAGGGACAACAGCUGCCGCGCGCCGGGACGGCGUACUGCAGCUACAGUCGGCGUCGUCGCAGUGGCAGGUCGUGGAACAGCAGGUCUCGUACGGCGGCGGCCCGGACAGGAUGCCGCUCGGCCACAUCGACUUGAGGCUGGCGCAUGUCGAUCAUGUCAUGCCGCAGCGCAGCAAAGCCGAGUGUGGCGUGCCACAGCGGGGGAGGCGCGGGCCGUAGGUAGGUAGGUAGGCCGGGGGCCCCUGGCGGUGGUUGAUGGACAACCGGACCGUUUCUGGGAUGGAACAUGCGAGGUCUCGCAUUCGGGAUGAAAAGUGAUGUGAGAUGAAAAGGGGCUACAUAGUUGUUCAGUUCAGAUGACAGGGGCGCAACGACAUCUCGGGUUUCAUGGAAGUGGUAGUAGCCAGGCGUCAGGAGUCUUGUUUGGGCAUGCUCUUUAACAUAUCAUUUCGCAUUCACGUGUUCUUUCGUUUCACUUGAAGAGCCUGUGAACAAGCUCCAAGUUGAAACGUCAUAUCAAUGGAAUUAAUGUAUACCCAAUCAUGG